AUGCUUCCCACGCCAGACACGUCGCAUGUGGACUAUGAGCGCAUCUACGAGCCGGCCGAGGACUCGUUCCUGCUCCUAGACACACUCUCCUCGGACACGGAGACCGCCUUCCUCCGGUCCCGAUUCGGCAAUGGCGGCGCCGCGGCGGGAUCGUCGCCGCAGCAGCCACCUCCGGCCCCGUUGGUGGUGGAGAUUGGACCCGGCUCGGGCGUCGUCAUUGGCUUUGUCAACGCGCACGCCGACACCAUCUUUGGCACGCGGCAUGUGCUGACGGCGGCCGUCGACGUGAACCGGCACGCUUGCACUGCGACGGGCGCCACGGCGCACAGGGCGGCGGCGGCGGCCAAUGGUCAUGACGGGGUCACCGCCACUACUGCUGGCGUGUUUCUCGACGCCGUGCAAGGCGACCUCGCGGCGCCGCUGCGGACGCGCUGUGUCGAUGUGCUCAUCUUUAAUCCGCCGUACGUCCCGACGGACGAGCUGCCGCGACAGCCCAGCGCCGCCGACGCCGAGACAGAUCGGGCCAAGACCAGCUUUGACCACGACUCGUACCUGCUGGCGCUCUCCUACGCCGGCGGCCGGGACGGCAUGGAGACGACGGACCGGCUGAUUGACGGGCUGGGCGAGAUCCUGUCGCCGAGGGGGUGCGCCUAUGUCUUGCUGUGCGCGCAGAAUCGGCCCGAGGAAGUCAAGCAGCGGAUCAGGGAGUUUGGCCCAGAGUGGUUGGUUGAGACUGUAGGGACCAGCGGCAAGAAGGCCGGGUGGGAAAAGUUGCAGAUUAUUAGGAUUUGGAGGGAACAAUGA
Molecule: messenger RNA, 804 nt
Organism: Pestalotiopsis fici W106-1
Lineage: Eukaryota; Fungi; Ascomycota; Sordariomycetes; Amphisphaeriales; Sporocadaceae
Exons: 1
Coding region: 1-804 (267 amino acids)
Biological process (GO): methylation
Cellular component (GO): eRF1 methyltransferase complex
Molecular function (GO): nucleic acid binding; protein methyltransferase activity; S-adenosylmethionine-dependent methyltransferase activity
Source: RefSeq, a predicted model, not a curated record